This is a messenger RNA of Salvelinus fontinalis (brook trout), 4119 nucleotides long. Its product is annotated as vertnin-like. The transcript is spliced from 5 exons. The coding region runs from base 318 to 2492 and encodes 724 amino acids. The record is from RefSeq and is a predicted model, not a curated record. Gene Ontology annotation, cellular component: chromatin. Gene Ontology annotation, biological process: regulation of transcription by RNA polymerase II. Lineage: Eukaryota; Metazoa; Chordata; Actinopteri; Salmoniformes; Salmonidae.
CCUGCGUGGGGGGCAAGAGGGCGGUUUUCUCAAACCACAGACAACAACAAAAAAACAGGUCUGCGGCGAUUGACAAUUUCCUGAAGAGAGGUCGGUCUUAUCACUCCCAAAUCUCUCUUCAAAGUGUCCUAUCUGGCGUGAACCCAAGUCGGCUGAAUCCGUGCAGGCACGUAAAGCACAUUGUUCCAUGCACACAUAAUGGAAUAACUAAGUUACCUGUGAGAGAAGCCGGAACGAAGGCUCUAUGCUGUGCGCUUUACCGUUCCAAUAGUGAGUGACGUCCUCUUGGAAAACGAUUUAUACCAAAUAUUUCAGGUAUGAUUCAGAGGAAGGAGGUGGUACUCUCAGUCCUAGGGGAGCUGCAGGAUGCCACAGAGAGCUCCGGCCUGGACGCCCUCACCAGGGUAGCUCUGGAGGUCCACCAGGUCCUGACCCCCUUCACCCUGCCUUCCUCACCCUGCCACGAGUUCCCUGACUGGGAAGGUAUCGACGGCAAGGCCCGUAGCCUGUACCCUGCUGACGCCCCCGGAGGCCUCCUACCUCUGGUCUGUAAGGGAGAAGGGAACCUGCUGUUUGAUGCAGCCAGCAUGCUGCUAGUGGGGACUACUAGUCUCAGUCUGGAGCUACAGGUACGUACGGUGGUGGAGAUGCUGCUGUGGAAGAGAUACUACCUGGGUGGUAUGAUCGACUCGAAGGUGAUGCUGCAGGCGGCCAGGUUCAGCUUGCGUGCCGAGGAGUCUCAGGACAUGCUCAACCUCCCCCUCUCCGUCCUCGAAGCUAUCUUCGACGCCGACGUCAAAGCCUCCUGCUUCCCCGGCUCCUACGCUAACAUGUGGCACCUGUACGCUCUUUCCUCCGUCCUCCAGUAUAACAUCUAUUCUGUCUACCCCAUGUACAACCUGAAGAUACGACCCUACUUCAACCGCCUGAUAAGACCGAGGUACUACCCCAAAGACAUGGAUCCUAUCACCAUACACAUUAUGUGGUCUGGAGAGCUGGAGGGGGGCUCCUCCAGGUUCAGACCUAGAGUCUUUGUAGCGUUAGUCCAUUCUAGUGUCCUCCAGAUGGACAGUCCUAACGACGAGCAGAGGGUCCCCCCUUUGAAGACACUGGAGCUUCUCAACCAGGUCUCUCACCUGUCCUACUCCAGUCUGAAGGACAAGUACAACAUCACCAAGAGUACCUUCUACCGCUGGAAACGGCAGACGCAAGAGCACCGCAAAAGGUCUGCUGCCAGGUACGAGGCCAAACACUUCCUCCAAGCGUGCUAUCUGGAAGGGAAGCUCAUCCCUCUGCAUCAGUUCAAGGAGUUCUUCCCUGAGAUCUCCAGAUCCACCUACUAUGCAUGGAAGCACGAGCUGAUCUCGUCCGGCGGUAGUUUCUCCACGUUCUCCGCGGGCGAGGUGAGUCCAGGGGACAGCACGGAGCAGGAGUCCUGGUCCUCCCCAGAGUCCAAGCUCGGGCAGGAGGAAGACCAUGAGGUAGAGCCAGACGCAGAGCAUCACGACAGCGUGGCCAGUCUGUUCGGCCUGAACUACAACAAUGAUAAGAUGGAUGGAGAACGGGCCCAAAACAUGGCACUGAUGCAGGAGGCCAAGAAGGUUCUUCAGAACUGCAUCGCUAGGAACACGUCGUUCCCCUUCAGCAUCUUCAAGAGGAGCUUCCCUGGGAUCUCCAGGUCGACUUACUACAACUGGAGGAGAGAGGCCAUGCUAUGUAACCGUGGCUACAAGGUCGGAAGCAGUGAAAACAGCUUGGACGCGGAUAAGAGUAGUCCAACUGGUGGCCUGUCCCCUAUCGGGGGGACCGAGAGCCGUGGUCGCGCUGCCACCGUCUUCCCCAGAGUUAAGAUCUGUAGUAACAACCAUAAAGGGUUCAGGAUGGUGUUCCUACGCAGGAAGAAGCUGAGAGAAGCUGCCAAGGUGAAGGUGUGGAGGUCAAAAUGGCCUCUGUCUAGGUUCAGAGUGCGGUACCCCUCCCUGUCCCUCUGUUUCUACUGGCUGUGGCGUAACGGCCCCAGUGGAACCAGGAAGGAGGAAAUCACCACCCCGUCUCUAGAGAUGGACAGGUCUGAGAUUAUUAUGGGGUACAACAACGACGCAGUGAAAGACAAUGGGAUGAUGAUGACAGAGAGUGACAUAAAGACAAAGGCUCCAAUUCAGGACGUGUUCUCCUUUGAGGGGGACCCAACAGAGGAUCUGAGAGGCCCCGUCACCAUGACCUCUGUGACAUCCCCCUUGGACACCCCUCUCCCCAACCCAACCAAGAUGUCCGCCACCGCCGCUCCCACAGACGACCAGAUGUUUGUGAUGGAUCUGGUGGCUCUGGCCAACUUCAAGGCCAAGGCCAAAGUGUUCCUGCAGCAACGCUUCGAGGAGAAGUCCUUCCCCACGUUCAAGGAGUUCAGGUCCUUCUUCCCCCUGACUCCCCGCUCCACCUACUAUAUGUGGAAGAGAGCCCUGCAUCAUGGAGUGCCACUGGUACAUGGCUGAGCGACAUGGCUGAGAGAGGACACCUAGUGUAAUGGUGGUCGUACACUCUGUUACACUAGCUUUAAGCAGAAGGGUGUCCCUGUAACAAACUGAAAUGCUCUCUUGUCUGUAGUCUCUCCCGAAUCCUAAACUUCCCCCCCCUCCCCUGCCACUCCCUCAAACAAAGUCCUCAGUAUCAACCCCCACCCCUCACACACUUGGAAAUGAUGUAGAUUUUUCACAAUUGUUUUCAACUGAGCACGCUGUAAUUGUUUGGUUUGAGGUAUGCUUCAGCUGGCUGGGUGAAGUCUAACGUAUUGAAAUGGCAAUGCAUUUUAAAACCUGAUGUUCUCCCUCCAUCUCGUCUCUAUUCCUGCCUCUCCUUUGUUCUCCUCCCCCCAUUGCUUCACCUAUCACCUUCAGGUCAUGGACAUUUGCACAUCUGUGAAGAGAGACUGUCCUACAGUUCAAGUAAUAGUCCUCUGGCCUCUAGCAAAAGGCAGUUGAAAGUCAUCCUGAUAGUGACCAACCAGUGGGGGGGGGUUGAUUUUAAAUGGCUCUUUGUUUGAGACUGGGUGUGUUCUUCUUCUCUUGUAUCGUCUUGGUUUUAAUCUUCAGGAAGGACUCCUUUUAUUUCCCUGUUUUUUUCUUCAUUUUAAAUUGUUUUCAGGUUCCUUCAGGAUGAUCUGUAUUUUUCUGUUAAUCCAUUUGAAGUCUGUCUACCUGUUCUGUAGGAUUCCUAGUGGUUUACCUUUUUAAUGUGUUGUAUUGUAAGCAGUCUGUGGUUGUCAGGGAAAGGCCUUUUUGUUUCAGAAAUUCAGUUUCUCCCUUUUUUUGUUGUUGUUGUUUAAAACAUGCUCUGUACACAUACACUUGGUGCAUUGCAAUUUUGUGUUUCAGGGGUCUUUUACUUCAUCGUGAUUUAUAUAGCAAUAGAUGCUACACCGAACAGGUAAUGACCUAUAGAUUGUCUCCUACUGUAAGGUAUUUGUGUGGUAUUUCAAUGGGACAAAUCUCAACCAUAUCAGGGAUCAGUUUUUCAUUUACAACGUUAUGUCACAGGGUUGUCUUCUCAAGACAAAUGUAUUUCAGUUUGAAUGGAGCAGUUUUGUUUUCUAAUGAAUGUUUACAAACACUUCUGGACUCGCUACCAGAAUAUGUAAUAUGCUAAUUGGCCUAAUUAAGUGUGUGAUCUUCUUUAAGAAUUUCUAUAUUUUCUCUGUGAUUACCAUGCCUUUAAAAAAAUAUAUAUAUUAAUAACUACCUAUCAUUCAUGUUUUUCUGGUAACCAUAAUGUGAAAUGAAUCUUCUCUCUAUUUGAAGUCCUAAAUCAUGGUAUUUUAGUUUUGUAAAAUCAUCUUUGUCUUUUAUUUUUUUAAGGAGAUGUUAGUUUCAUUUAGUUAUGUUUCCAAACACAUUAUCUUAAAGAGUAUUGGUGUACCACUGUCGUCAUAGCAGCCAAACAUAAUGUUUUCUAUUCUAAUGUUUUCCUGCAUAUUUGUUUAUCAAAACUGGUGGAGCGAAAACAGUUUGUUAUUUUUUUGCUACGAGGCAGAACAUCAAUAAACCAACCACCCACUCAAACUACACUUGUGCUCGUGAGUCAUCCAAUCAUACAGCUUCUAACUCCUGACAGUACGUUAUCAUG